Macrosteles quadrilineatus (aster leafhopper) is the source of this 2412-nucleotide messenger RNA. Its product is annotated as midasin-like. The transcript has 4 exons. Bases 68 to 2347 code for a protein of 759 amino acids. Lineage: Eukaryota; Metazoa; Arthropoda; Insecta; Hemiptera; Cicadellidae. The record is from RefSeq and is a predicted model, not a curated record.
CCCAGCUGUUGGAUACACAUGUGUACCGUGCCUAGGUAGAGGUUACAUGUUAAUGUUCUUCUAGAAAAUGUCUUCUAUAGUUUUACACCGAGCAACACUCAGCUUCGUCGUCUUGACAUCUGUGUUAGUUUGUGAGGGGAGGUUCCUCGAUUAUCUCCUACACAAACAAGAGGAAGACCAUGUAGAGCGCCCACGGACUGAUGCGGUGAUAGAGUUUCCAAGCUUGGACGAAAUGACGUCAUCGGAGAGGGCAGCCAAUCGUCAGCGGGCUCGCAAGGUUGCAACUAUUAUAGAGAAGAACGUCCAUAUGCUUGCAAACGAUAUUCUCCAGAUGUGGGCGAUCACCAGGACCGAGAAGGAAGAUGAAAACGUCGAUGCUGAUUCAGAGACUGAAGGUACUGUGGAUGAAGGAGAGGCUGAAACGUCAGAUACAGCAAACAAUCCAUCUGAAAUAGAACCAGGAGAUACUGGUGAGGAAGCCGAAUCUCAAGAGAAUGAGACUGCAGAUGAUAUGGAUCCAAAGGAAGACGGAGGUUCCAAAAGUGCGACAGAAGAUUCAUCACAGAUACAUACAGAGACUGAUGAAGCAGAAAAACAACUACAAACCGGAUCAGUUGAAGAAACAGCUGGUCAAGAUGAAGAAGACGAUCAAGUAAAAACAGCUGAGGACCCGAAAUCGCAACCGAACGAAGAUAAAAUAAUACAAGAAAAGGUUGAGGUCGAAAAGGAGGAAGGAGGUUCUACCGAUACGUCACAGGAUGGUGGGUCAGAAGUACAGAACCCUAAGGAAACAGAUCAGCUUGCAAAUGUAGAGGAGAGCAAACUAAACGCCGCUGAUGAAUCAAAAGUACAGUUGACAGAAGUACCGAGAGUAGAAGAGGCCAAAGGAAGAGCAACGGAGUCAAUGGAUGACAAAGUGUCAGAAACACAGUCCGUUAGAGAAUCAGAAGCGCAAGUAACAGAUGAAAAAAAUAAUGGACCUAACUUUGUUGCGAAGGCAAUCGACGAUACUGACAAAACAGGUAAAGAUGAGAAGGAAAUUGAAACAACUUCUUCAAGCGAUGAUAAUUUGGAUAAAAAUGAAACUAGUGAAACAGACAGUGAAAAAUUCUCAACUGAUAAUCCUUUGGAUUUGACUGAAGAAUCAAGGAAUGAAUCAGCUAAUGGAUCCGCCAAUAGUGCAACAACUGAGGGAGAUAAAAACAUUGCUUCAGAAGAAAUGCCCCGUGAACAUAACCAAGUUGACAAGGAACAACCACAGAAAAAUGAAGAGGUAGACACACAGAGGACGAAUGUGGAAGCUCAAACUAACGCACAACGUGAUGGUAAUAAAGUAAAUGUACGUGACAGGAACGACGCACAACUUGAUCAAGAAACAAAAACACAAGAUCAUGACGAAGAAGAAAAUGAGACUGAAGACGCAGCGAUAAAGACAUUUGUACCAGUAGACUUAAAUAACAGCAAGAAUUCUGAAAGACAAGAGGGGGAAGGAAUACCGAAAAUCAGAACAGACGAAGAUGCAACAGAUACAGCAGAUAAGACACAAUUACAGGCAGGAGAACGGACUAAGGAGCCAUUUAAAGACUACAAAACUGAAGAAGUGCAGACUCCGUCAAAGGCGGUAGAACGGAAAGAUUCGCCGGUUGAAUCUAAAAAUGACAAAGUGGGAACGCAGAAACUUGAAACAAAGGAAGGAAACCCCAAAAUUUCAGAGUCACCAAGAGACUCUGAAUCCAUCGGAGAAGGAACACAAGAACGUCAAACAGAGAAAGUAGGAACAGAAGUUCAAGGGGAUCAGACGCAGUUAAAGAAAGAAGAACAUAAAGAGUCAACAGAAGACUUUGAAACUGACGGAGCGAAAAGGAAGAAACUUGAAACAGAGAUAGAAGAAACCGAAAUUCCAGAGGAUAAGACGCAGUUAAAAGCAGGAGAAGAGAAGGAGUCCCCAGGAGACUCUGAAACUGACGGAAUGGAAACGAAGAAAUUGGAUACCGAUGAAGCCACAUCUCAACUUUCAGAGGAUGAAACCCGGGAUCUGCCCGGCGAACACAGCAAUGAGGCAACAGAUGACUUAAACAGAAGUAAAGUGACAGCGAAGAAGAUCGUGGAUGGUGGAACAAUCUCUAAUUUACCUUUAGCUAAACCACUAGCAGAAGAUGAAUCAAGGAAUACCGGAGAAGGAAGCAUGUCCGAUGAUAUAAAGAACACUCCAACAACUUCAGAAGAGUUUUUUAGCAGUGAUAAAAUAAUUCAUGCAUUGCAUCCAGAGGGGUACAAAAGACCACGAAUGGCAAGAGGGUCGGUGGCCAGAAAGAGGUAUAUACCUAUUGGGGAAAUAUUUUCUUAAUUACGAAAAAAUAAUGAAGAUGAAUAAUUAUAGUGUUGAAGGUCUCAAUUAAAGAGAUACAAACA